Salvia miltiorrhiza (redroot sage) is the source of this 848-nucleotide messenger RNA. RefSeq lists its product as uncharacterized. Gene Ontology annotation, cellular component: RNA polymerase III complex. The coding region runs from base 236 to 709 and encodes 157 amino acids. NCBI's taxonomy places the organism in Eukaryota, Viridiplantae, Streptophyta, Magnoliopsida, Lamiales, Lamiaceae. Gene Ontology annotation, biological process: transcription initiation at RNA polymerase III promoter. The transcript is spliced from 4 exons. The record is from RefSeq and is a predicted model, not a curated record. Gene Ontology annotation, molecular function: nucleotide binding.
CAGCAUUAAUUAAAAUCCCUCUGAUUCCCACGCACAACCAUCCCCAAAAUUUGUUUAAUCCCUAAACUUCUUUCUCCACCUUCACUUCUCAAAUUCCGGCGAGUACCGUCGUAAGCAACCACCGUCGGCGCAACCCCUCCCUCGUUCCCUGCUUGCGACGAAAAUCACUUGCCAGUGAAAGCUCAUAAUUUACUGAUAAUAAGUUUUAUUACUUGAAGAAGUAAGCAGCCUGGCGAUGAAAGUAGUUGAGGCCAGUGCUGGUGCUCUCACUAAUUUUGAAGUGCUUGACCUUUUGAGAUCAAGAGGGGCUGGAAAGGAUGCCUCUCGAGCUAUUGCAACAGUAUCUCAAUCUGAGUUCAACGUUUUUGAUUAUCUAGAGGGGACUGUUGCUUGCAAUCAAACAAGGGAAAUUAUUGAUAACUUUGUUGAGGAGUGCCAAAAAUUUGAGCUAGCCAAGGCAGAGAUUCUUAAUAUUGUGAAUAUAAGACCAAGAAGUGAACCUGAGCUUUUCCCGUUCAUAGAGGAGUGUGGGCCAGAGCCACGUAUGGAAGAUAAGGCCAACGACCUUGUAGAGAUCAUCACACGGAUUUUGCCACCUCAUGCGUCUCAGGUGGAUGAAGCGAACGGAGAAGCUGCAGAGGGGGAGGAGGCGAACGAGGAAGCUGCUGAGGGGGGAGAAGAGAUUGAGCCUCAACCAAAUACUACGUAGUAUUCUUCCACCACUGUAUCUGCUGAAUUUGUUUAUGAACUUUAGACAUGAACUCUUGAGUUAGUGUAAGAAGGAAAACAGUAGAGUUCAUUUUUGCAGUGACUAAUCAUGUUUAUGUUUAUGUUAGAAUUUUAUUGCA